This is a messenger RNA of Pseudonaja textilis, 979 nucleotides long. It is a transcript of the gene ANTKMT, whose product is annotated as adenine nucleotide translocase lysine methyltransferase. The record is from RefSeq and is a predicted model, not a curated record. Gene Ontology annotation, biological process: positive regulation of proton-transporting ATP synthase activity, rotational mechanism; regulation of mitochondrial ATP synthesis coupled proton transport; peptidyl-lysine trimethylation. Gene Ontology annotation, cellular component: mitochondrion. Gene Ontology annotation, molecular function: protein-lysine N-methyltransferase activity. Lineage: Eukaryota; Metazoa; Chordata; Lepidosauria; Squamata; Elapidae.
GAAGAAAGAAAGAAACCAAGCCGGCUUCUGAGUGCAAAUCUGCAGUAGCUCUGUCCCUUGGUGUCAUUGGAAAUCUAUUACUUGUCCCCAGCUGGGACGUGCACUCUGCCCAUGCCCUGGAGCAACUUUCUCUCUCUGCCUUACAGAAAAGAUGGAUCCAGAAGAUGUUGAACAGGUGGCUGCUGAAUUACAAGGCAAGAAAAUAAACGGCUGGGAUGUUUUGCAAAUUGCAGCCGGCACUGGCUUGACAGCUUAUGUCGUGUGGGCAGGAAUUCUUAUGCCCGGUUUCCGCAAGGUGCCCUUAAAACUACAGGUCCCCUACAUCCCAGCAAGUGCUAAACAAAUGGAGAACGUGAUGCAGUUACUCAAAGGACGUUCUGGGAAGAUCGUAGAUCUGGGCUCCGGGGAUGGCAGAAUUGUCCUGGAAGCUUACAAACAAGGCUUCAGGCCAGCUGUUGGCUAUGAACUCAAUCCAUGGCUGUUGCGACUUUCCAGCUAUCGUGCGUGGAAAGCUGGGUGUUACGGAAAAGUUUCUUAUUACAAGGAAGACCUUUGGAAGGUGAACUUAUCAGAUUGUCAGAAUGUAACUGUGUUCCUGGCACCUAGUGUGUUGAUGCUUCUGGAGAAAAAGCUACUUAUGGAACUUCCAGAAGAAGCCCGGGUGGUGGCUGGGCGGUUUCCUCUCCCCAACUGGACCCACACUGACACAGCUGGAGAAGGUGUCAACCAAGCCUGGGCAUACGACGUCCAGGUGGUCCGGCAACUGAAGAAGGACGAGUCACAAGGGAGCCCAGUGUGAGAACAUGCCAGUCUUCAUCUUGGACGUGACAAUUUCUCAACAACAACAAAAAACUCCCAUCUUUGCUGAGAGGUGACCCUUUCCCCAUUGGGAUGGGGUGUCUCCAUUUCUCCAUCUGGUGGCGCAGUAGUCAGAGUGCAGCUACUUCUGCUGCCUGGCAGCUGCCCGCAGUUUGGCAGU